UUCCUUUGCAUUACCCCUGGUGUUUACAUCCAAACACGAAGUACAUAUGUAACUUCAACAUGUCAGCCUCCAUAGCACGGGCGACAGUGAGGGCGGUUAGCAGGCGGAAAAUACUGCCAACAAGAGCCGCUUUAACGCUGACGCCUUCAGCCGUGAAUAAAGUCAAGCAGCUUUUACAGAACAAGCCAGAAUAUAUCGGCCUCAAGGUUGGCGUUCGGACCCGCGGUUGCAAUGGCCUCACUUACACACUAGACUACACUAAAGAGAAAGACAAAUCAGAUGAGGAGGUGUUACAAGAUGGCGCGAGAGUGUUCAUCGAGAAGAAGGCUCAGCUGACGCUGCUCGGCACGGAGAUGGAUUUUGUUGAAACGAAACUUUCCAGCGAGUUUGUGUUCAACAAUCCCAACAUCAAAGGGACGUGUGGCUGUGGGGAAAGCUUCAACAUAUGAACCCCGCCGCACGUUUGGCUUCGUCUAAAGCUCGGGCCCUCCAGGACAUCUAGUCCAGAUCCUUAGAUUCAAACAUCCAUCUUGAAGAUUUUGUGGGUAAAGAGCCGUAGAAAGAGACUGAUAUUUAGUGGCCUGUUCGGCCGUCAUGUCCUGUGCUGCCUCCGUUCGCCUCGACCCAGACCCAGAAAAGCCCUGCUUACAAAUACAGCCGUUAACUUAGAAACCAGUUCAUUUCAUUGCUUCUACACACUUUAUGGAGCAGCUCGGGUGUGCGUUCGACGCGGAGGUUUCCGGGUGCGCUCCGUGUUAGUGCUUAACGAAUAAUAAACUGCUUUGUUGUUUUCUCAGAACUGUCUGUCAUCCGUUCGCUCCGAUAGGGAUUCAUAUUUGAUAAUCCAGUUAAUAUGUCGUGAGGAUUAUCCUGCUGGAUGUCGUAACGCGUCCUCCUAAAUGUACACCACAACAAACCGGCAGUUGCUUCGUGAAUGGUGGAUCAGCAGUGCAAAUAUGUAAUAAUCUACAUAAUAUCGAAAGGUUUCUCGUUCUGGCGGAUGUUGAGUCAGCUUUGCACUUUCAGCAUGCCACGUUUUGCUCUACAAUGUGAUUAACAAGCAGCACAGGAUCUGAUGCCAAGCUUUGAAAUGCAAUUAUUUUGACUUGAACUUGUUUUCUGUUGAAGUAUGAGUGUGAUAUGUACAUAACAAUGUAAAUCCCUUCGACUGUCUUUUAACGCACAAAUAAACUUCCAUUCUACCUA
This is a messenger RNA of Puntigrus tetrazona (Sumatra barb), 1206 nucleotides long. It is a transcript of the gene isca1, whose product is annotated as iron-sulfur cluster assembly 1. Gene Ontology annotation, cellular component: mitochondrion; cytoplasm. Gene Ontology annotation, biological process: iron-sulfur cluster assembly. Gene Ontology annotation, molecular function: 2 iron, 2 sulfur cluster binding. The record is from RefSeq and is a predicted model, not a curated record. Lineage: Eukaryota; Metazoa; Chordata; Actinopteri; Cypriniformes; Cyprinidae. The coding region runs from base 60 to 449 and encodes 129 amino acids. The transcript has 4 exons.